AUGCCUGGCUUAAACCCAAACUUAGUAAGUCACAGUUUGAAUAUUGAGCUCGAUACAAUUGUGCAGCCAAGGAGGAAUUUCCAUCUCGAAAUUGAAAAGCAAAUCAAGGUGGAGAUCGAAAAGCUGCUGGCUGCUGGAUUCAUCAGGCCAGUCAAGCAUCCAACGUGGUUAGCAAAUAUUGUUCCUGUGAAGAAGAAGACCGGAGUAAUUAGAGUAUGCACGGAUUAUCAAGACCUCAACCGAGCUUGCCCAAAGGAUGAAUUCCCGCUGCCCAAUAUUGAUAUCUUGAUCGAUUCAACCUCGGGUCAAGGCUUGUUGUCAUUCAUGGAUGGGUUUAGUGGCUACAAUCAAAUCAAGAUGUCACCCAGGGAUGCUGAGAAGACAGCCUUUCGAACGCCAUAUGGAAAUUUUUAUUACACGGUCAUGCCAUUCGGCCUUAAGAAUGCUGGCGCCACCUACCAAAGAACCAUGACAGCGGUGUUUCACGACAUGAUGGGAAAGGAAGUCGAGGACUAUGUGGAUGACCAUGUGGUGAAGUCCAAAGCCAGAGAAAGCCAUUGGAAAGUUUUGAGGAAGGUGUUGGAAAGGUGUCAGCUGUACGUACACCAGCGUGGCAUAGACGUGGAUCCCGAGAAGACUAAAGCCAUAAAUUCUCUUGCACCGCCUAGAAACCCAAAGGAAUUGAAAAGCUUCAUGGGAAGAUUGUCGUAUAUUCGACGCUUCAUCCCAGAUCUUGCUACCACUAUGAGUGUUUUUACUCCCUUACUCAAGAAGGGCAAGCCGUACAAAUGGAGUAAGGAAUGCUAG
Messenger RNA from Prunus armeniaca (apricot), 807 nucleotides. Lineage: Eukaryota; Viridiplantae; Streptophyta; Magnoliopsida; Rosales; Rosaceae. The record is from the annotation of a GenBank genome assembly.